ACCGCGUCAUCACGGUGCCCGUGCCCGCACGCCGAGCUCAGCUCCCCUCGCGAGCUUGGUGCUCGUGUUGCGUGCCUGCCUUCCAUUCAUGCUUCCACUGCCCGCACAAUUGCAACGGUGACGCACAACGAAGCACACGCACCAUUGGAUUCCAGGCCUCUCAUUUCAAGCUUCAGCUAGCAUCUCAGCUUUAGCAUGACUAGCUGAGAAUACUCCACCUCUAGGCGCUCCGUCAGUACUGUACCAAAAUGGAGAGAAGGAAGUGGUUAGCGGUGAGGGAGUAUAAUUCAGAGGUUCCGAAGCGGCCUGCGUAUUAUGAGGAUCAUGCAAAACCUGCCUGGAUAAGUGCCUCUAUGAUGGCCGUUGCGGCAGCUGCCAUGAUCAUAGGAGGCCAUUUCUUCAGCCGCCGCGGAGGCAGGCGUACCGGUGGCGAUGGGAGAAACCAUGGAAGGUCGGCAUCGACUGGUAAUCCUUCCAGUAGGGAUAGUACAGAGCCACGGGACAAUUUUCCUGUGAACUUGGCCCAACUUCGGGCAUUACGAGCAGAGGCAGCUGAAGCUCGUCUUGCGAAAGAGAGCAACAGCACCGCCAGUUCAUCACUCACGCCCUUGGGCUCCAUUCUCAUGCUUGCACGCAAGGUGGAUAAACUUGGCGAGGAAUGUUAUGUUUUUUUAAGCAGCGCUGGUUCAAGCAUCGAAUUGAGUCCCACCCAGCAAAAGGAACUUGCACGAUUGAUGGAACUUCUGACUCAAUUACAACUUAAGAUUGACGGUGUUAAAGGUGAUGAAACUGUACGACCCCAUCGCAAGAUCCAGACAAAACGAGUGCAGUCCCUUCUUUCAGAUUUGGAAAAGGUAUCAAGUGGAAGCGGGAAGUAAGACGGCAAAUGCAUGACCCCAGAGAGCGCUGCUGAUUAUUGUCCAGAACGUGUAUCAAUAAUACGUUGAUUGCCUUACUAGGAAAGUAUAGAAAUUGUUAUUAUACUUAACUGUAUAGUAGUCACAAAGCAUGUACAAUAGUAGCACCGUGCUCCUGUUUGGAAACAGAAUUCCAAGCGUGCAUUCGGAAGCAUAUCGGAUGCGUAGAAAGCAUCACUUACCAUGCAAAACAAAACUUUCAAGAGCAUACAGAAAUCCUUCUCAUUUAUUGCGAGUU
This is a messenger RNA of Physcomitrium patens, 1155 nucleotides long. RefSeq lists its product as uncharacterized. The record is from RefSeq and is a predicted model, not a curated record. Gene Ontology annotation, molecular function: protein-folding chaperone binding. NCBI's taxonomy places the organism in Eukaryota, Viridiplantae, Streptophyta, Bryopsida, Funariales, Funariaceae.